Messenger RNA from Epinephelus fuscoguttatus (brown-marbled grouper), 2186 nucleotides. It is a transcript of the gene lhx4, whose product is annotated as LIM homeobox 4. The transcript has 6 exons. Gene Ontology annotation, molecular function: RNA polymerase II transcription regulatory region sequence-specific DNA binding; DNA-binding transcription factor activity, RNA polymerase II-specific. Gene Ontology annotation, cellular component: nucleus. NCBI's taxonomy places the organism in Eukaryota, Metazoa, Chordata, Actinopteri, Perciformes, Serranidae. The record is from RefSeq and is a predicted model, not a curated record. Gene Ontology annotation, biological process: regulation of transcription by RNA polymerase II; neuron differentiation. The coding region runs from base 1 to 1170 and encodes 389 amino acids.
AUGAUGCAAAGUGCGGCGGUCCUACCGACAGAGAGUCCUGUAAAGAGUUUACCGGAGAUUCUCGGAGUGCCACUGCAACAGAUCCCUCAGUGUGCCGGCUGUAGUCAGCACAUCCUGGACAAGUUCAUCCUGAAGGUGCUGGACAGACACUGGCACUCCAAGUGCCUCAAGUGCGCCGAUUGUCAGACUCCGCUGGCGGACAAAUGUUUCUCCCGGGCAGGAAGCGUCUACUGCAAAGAGGAUUUUUUCAAGCGUUUUGGAACAAAAUGUGCAUCAUGUCAACAGGGGAUCCCUCCGACGCAGGUUGUGCGGAAGGCGCAGGACUUUGUGUAUCACCUGCACUGCUUCGCCUGCAUCAUGUGCAGCCGGCAACUGGCCACCGGGGACGAGUUUUACCUCAUGGAGGAUGGGAGGCUGGUGUGCAAGGUGGAUUAUGAGACUGCAAAACAAAACGAUGAUUCAGAGGCGGGGACCAAGCGACCGAGGACCACCAUCACGGCCAAGCAGCUAGAGACCCUCAAAAGUGCCUACAAAAACUCGCCGAAGCCGGCACGCCAUGUCAGAGAGCAGCUGUCCUCGGAGACGGGGCUGGACAUGAGAGUAGUGCAGGUGUGGUUCCAGAACCGACGAGCAAAGGAAAAGCGCCUGAAGAAAGAUGCAGGUCGACAUCGCUGGACUCAGUUUUACAAAAGUGUUAAACGCAGCAGAGGAGGAACUAAAGUAGAGAAGGAAAGCUCAGCUGACGACGCAGGACUCAGUGACAGUGAACUCAGCUUCAGAGACGACCAGGUCCUGUCAGAUCUCGGCCACACCAACGGGCUUUACGGGAGUGUCGGUGAUGUGACCAACAGUGCAGUUCUGAACGGCGGCUUCUCUGUUGACACAGCAGGACAACCCUACCACGACAUCCGAGCAGGAAGCCCCUACGGUCUCCCUCAGUCGCCCUCCUCCAUCGCCUCUCUGCCCGGCCACACCCCUCUCCUCAACAAUUUGGGCUUCAGCAUGGACAGUCUGGUGGCGCAGGGCGGGCCGGGCGGCGUGGGACAGGCUCUGAGGGCCAUGGCAGGGGGCCCCACCUCAGACCUCUCCACAGGCAGCAGUACGGGAUACCCUGACUUCCCCACCAGCCCUGCGUCAUGGCUGGACGAGAUGGACCAUUCCCAGUUUUGAAUCUAGAUCACGACAGAAGAUCGCUGUGGGGAUAAAACAGACUCACAAGGCUUUUUACAUUUCUUUCUUUCACCCUCCAAGACUGGUACGUUUUGUGACUUUGGGUGAAGAGGAGAAGGAAGAGAAGAAAUGUGUGACUCCCUCAGCAGUCGUGACGGUGAGAAAGCAACCGGGUCCAGAUGUGUAGUCCGGACAAAAGCAGUGAAGAACACCUCCACACCGCUGAAUGUUCAAAAUCAACACUGUAUCAUACAAUUUUUGGUAUCACCUGACUUUAUUUUGUUCUUUCACUCUGAGAAUGAGACUCGGUGGAUUAAUGCUCACAGGGGAGGUGAUACUGUCGCCCCCAAAAUAAACCAUCCCUGUCUAACAGCUACAACAAUAGGGCUACAAUCUAGGUCAAAGUCCCUAUGAGACCCAGGAGGCACCUGCAUGCUUCUGAUUCAUGAUGAGUAGGACUGCUGUCUGGCCAUAUCAAAGCCUUUUACAUUGGCGAUGCACUUUACUCUCCUCUUCUUUUUCUACACACAUGGACAGGAAUGCAGAGAAAGGACGAGAGAGAAAAAGAGGAGAGACAUAUGCACAAGGCAAAAACACAGUGUUUCAUUGGGAGAGAAAUUUACAAGAACAGUGGCACAAGUGUGAAUUUUGAACCAUGCUGAUGUUUUUUAAAUGUAUUGCUGAAGCUUACAAGUUAUUAGGAAGUAGAUGGCCGUUGGUCUGUCUGUCCGUCUGUCCGUAGAAACCGAUGUCUCCUCUGUUUGAAUGAGGGCGAACUCUGUUUGCUACACAGCAGGUCUCUCUUCUAUAUUUAUAGGUGCUUGACUUGUUCUUGUCUGUGCAAAAGCUGCCUGAGAGCGGACGUCCGUCAGUAUUAAAUGAUCUGUUUCCAGACUCGCCAGGCAUCAAAGCUCAAGUGUUGGAGGACAGUCAAGAAGUUUAGGGUUCUGGAGAAAUUCGACUCAAGUUAAUAUAUCACACGUCUAAAUUAUUAUUAAUUUAUUAUUUUGAAUGCA